GCAGCCUGAAGGCAACGAAGUACUGAUGAAACAUGAAAUUAAAAGUGACGAUUGUUGCGGCGAUUCUAUGGGCAUGCAUGCUACAGGGUGAAGGCUUCAAAAUAUUGAUCGCGGCACCGGUAACAACGAUCUACGUCAAGGAUUCACUAUGUGCCAUAGCAAGAGCCCUCAUCAACAACGGCCAUCAGGUGUCGAUGAUCACUCCUCUUGUUCCUAAUUUUGCUCACAAAAAUCUCAAAGUCAUAAAAAUUGUGCCCAAACUUAAAUUCCUUCAAAAUGUUAAUUUAUUUACUUUAAAUUCAUCGAUCCUGGAAGAACAUACAACAAAAGUGCUCGCGGCGACCGCAGAAGCCAUGUGGGAAGGACUACCAAUGCGAAGAGAGAUGGGAACUUUCGCCAGUUUUGACGCAGUAGUGAUCCCUAAAUUUCUCAAUGAGCUCAUAUACCCAUUCUUGGACGACUUCGACGGAGUUUUCUUAACAUUUACGACCCUAGGGGCCGAACACUACGCGGUGUCCCACAUGCAUGGACUGGAAGUAGGAUAUUGGUUCGUCAAAUCACUACUUGAUGGUCCCUACGUUGGUUCUCACUCGUUAACCGAAAAAUUCAUACUGAGUAUUCUGGAAUUGAGUGACCAUAACUUCAAUCACUCCAAAGUUCAUCCUUCUGCAUCGGAUGCUAUUAAGAAGUAUGACUCACGUUCUAUUGACUUUGAAGAGUAUGAAGAGAAAAGCCGCCUUCGCCUGCUAGAUGGUCACUGGCUGCUGGACGGUCCCUUGGCGCAUACACCAGCAACAGUGGAGGUUGCUUCGCUUACGGCCAGAGAUGGCCAGCCGCUGCCAGACAGCCUCGAAAAGUUCUGGAGGUCGAACUCAUCGCAGGGAAUAAUAUACGUCAGUUUCGGUUCUUACCUGAAAAGUUCAUUCAUACCAACGCACCUAAAGCACACUCUACUGCAAGCGUUCAGCAGCCUGCCCCAUCGAGUGGUGUGGCAAUACGACGGAGUUGAUCUCGACUUACCGGCCAACAUCUUCCGUCAAAAGAUCCUGCCGCAACAAGAUCUUCUAGGGGACAACCGGACGCUGCUAUUCAUCUCGUACUGCAGCGCGUCUGCGAUGCGUGAGGCGGCCUAUCACGGCGUGCCGGUGCUGGCUCUGCCCAUUGCACUCGACCAGCACAAGAACGCCAAGAAACUUGAGGCCCUUGGGGUGGCAAAAAUUCUCGACUGGCGAACGGUUACUGCGGACCAGAUUGUCGGAGCCGCUACUGAACUCACUACUGAUAAAAUGUUCGCUGAAAAGAUGCGCGAAAUUUCUCGCGUAUUGCGUGACGAGAAGGAGCGACCAGGUGACGUAGCAGCCGGGUGGGUGGAGCACGCCAUACUUCACAGGGAGGCACCCCGCCUCCAGCUGCCCUAUGGGCCCGAGCAGUUAUGGGUCCUGGGGGACCGAGACCUGAGGAUGCUGUGGGCAGCUACUGCUGGGGGACUCGGCUUUUUACUGGGAGUGAUUUUGACAAUGAUUUAUGUAUCUGUCUGCCGCUGCAUCAGAAGAUUGAGGCAUAAGGAAAAAUCAGAGUAGUCGUGUGUAACAUUUGGAGUAUUUUUGUUUUGUAAUUAUUUGCAAGCUUCCAACUUCGACAAUGCAGCAUCGUUUCGUGUACUUACAGUGCUUGAACAAUCGAGAAAAUGAAUGCUUAAUUAUACAUUAACCCACUGGAGUUAAAUUGUUUUUACUAAUUUCUAGAAGGACUUCUAAAUUUGUAUGAUAAGCCCCAGAAUGUGA
Molecule: messenger RNA, 1784 nt
Organism: Hyalella azteca
Lineage: Eukaryota; Metazoa; Arthropoda; Malacostraca; Amphipoda; Hyalellidae
Product: UDP-glucuronosyltransferase 2B16
Exons: 6
Coding region: 33-1580 (515 amino acids)
Molecular function (GO): UDP-glycosyltransferase activity
Source: RefSeq, a predicted model, not a curated record